Messenger RNA from Exaiptasia diaphana, 4927 nucleotides. RefSeq lists its product as uncharacterized. The transcript is spliced from 18 exons. Bases 122 to 4162 code for a protein of 1346 amino acids. Lineage: Eukaryota; Metazoa; Cnidaria; Anthozoa; Actiniaria; Aiptasiidae. The record is from RefSeq and is a predicted model, not a curated record.
ACAACAAACCCUUAGCGGAAUUUAACAUUCUGAUGUAGGACAGAACUGGUGUUUGGACCAAAAACAUAUUUCCUUUAUUGGAUUGUGAGCGGCUUUUGAUAUCAUCGUUCUCAUGUGAGACAUGCAGAUCAGGCUUUUUCUUCUUUUAUGGAUUGUGUGCCUUUCCCAGGCUUCACCGGUCACAAGAAAACGAACCAAGCGAAAUGCGGAGUUAGCAGCAGAUAAAGAAGUGAGAACUAUCAUAUCGGCCAUCGUAGACGCCAUUCUUGACGGCGACAAAGUGCGCAGGUCUGAUAUCCCAGAUGACGACGACGAAGAUCAAGCAUCAAGUGCUCAAAAACAAAAAGACGUGAACGAAGAAACAGAAAAAGGCCAAAAUGGUCAAAACAAUAAAAGCUCUGACAGUGAAAAAGCUGGAGGCGCUCAAAACACACCUACGGUACAAAGUACAAAGCAAGAUUCAACACAAGAAUCAAAAAGUGAAGAACCACCAAAAAUAGUAACUCCAGACUCGGACGAGAGUGGUAGUUCAGAUACAAAAACCGUCGAGAAAGCCUCCAACGAGGAAACAGGAGAAACAUUGACAAGAAGAAAUAUUAUUCCUACAGAAGUAUUUGAAGACGAGGAUUCUGAAUCCCCAAAGAAAGAGGAUGAUAGUAUGGAUGGUUCUGGUUCUACGUCAGACUCUGGAGACUCUGAAGACUCAGGUGAAUCUGGCGAAGGAGAACCAGAUGAGAGUCCAGUUUCUGGAGACGCGAAACAGUACAAUACCUCAAAGGAAAUCAAAUCCCUUGAACAAGCCGCUAAUAGUAGUACAUCAAACAUGAAACAAACACUUACUGUCAAUCAGGAUACCAAAGUAGUAAAACAAGCAAAACAAGAAACUAAACCAGUUGAAAAAGAUGCAAAACCGGUUGAACAAGCUGCACAAGAGACUAAGCAAGUGGGAUCCGCUGAUGAAAGUGGYGGGUCUACCGAAGAAAGCGGUGAUGACAUUGAUGAAAGAAGCGAAGCAAAGGAAUCUGGAGAAAGUGUACUAGAUUCCAAAACAAAUGAGAUUGUAGAAGAAAAAGGCAACCACAAAGAUUCGCCAGCGGAAUCUGUUCAAAGAAAAGAAGCAAGUGCCCAAGGAAGCGCAGAAGAAAGUGGGGACGACGAUGAAAGUGGGGAGAGUGGUGACGAAGACGACAGUGGAGAAUCAGGAGACGAAGAAGAAUCUGGAAAUUCAUCUCUAACUAAAAGGGAUGAAAUCCCUGCCGACAAAACAGAGGGUUCUUCACCUCCAAAACCUAAAGAGACAGUGAAGGGAGCAUAUUCGGAAAAGAAGGAGUCGAUCAAAACAAAGCAAGCAACAGAUGCUUCAGGGCAGACAUCUGGCGAUGAUUCGGGAGAAGAUUCUGGUGAUGAUUCUGGAGAAUCCGCUGAAAGUGCUGAAUCAGGUGAAAGUGGCGAAUCAGGGGACAGCGAAGAACAUGGAGAAUCUGCAGAUGGGACCAUAUCUAAACGAAGCACGAUUCCAUCAGAGAAAGUGAACAAGCAACCUGAGACAGUGACUACGAAAGACAGYACCCUCGACAAAAGCUCUGAACAAAUUAAAGCAAAGGCACAACAAACUUCAAAAGCUCCCGCUGUUGAAGAUGCUUCUGCAGACAGCAGCGCAUCAGGAGAAGGCAGUGGUGAGUCUGGGGAGAGCGGCGAAAGCGGUGAUGAAGAUGAGUCUGGGGAGAGCGGAGACGACGAAGAAAGUGGCGAGUCAGGAGAAAGUGAGGAUGAAGAGAUAGGGGAAUCAGUUGAUGCUACAGUUACAAAACGCAGCGAAAUACCACAAGAAUCUCAAAGUGUUAACAAAAAAGCAGGUGAUAUGUCAGGAGGAAGUGCCGACGAAAGUGGGGGGUCUGGAGAUGACAGUGGAGAAUCUGGAGAGGACGACAGUGGUGAAUCGGGAGAAAGCGGUGACGAAGAAAAUAGUGGCGAAUCAGCGGAUGGUGCAAUUGCAAAACGAAGUAUUAUACCAACAGAAAAUACUGCAAAUAUAAAGUCUCAAGAGAAAAAGCCUUCAGCAGUUCAGGACUCAUCUGAAGAUGGCAGUGCAUCAGGCGAAAGCGGAGACGAAGAAGAAAGCGGCGAAUCUGGUGAAAGUGGUGACGAGGAMGAAAGUGGCGAAUCUGGUGAAAGUGRUGAUGAGGAAGUAAGCAGUGAGUCCGGUGAUGAAGAGGAAAGUGGAGAAUCUCAAGACAGUGAAAUAACAAAACGAAGUGUAAUUCAAAAUGAGAAUGCAAAUAAGCUUGAAGAGAAAGCAUCUGGCGAUGCAAGUGGCGAAUCUGGAGAUGAAGAAGAUAGUGGAGAAUCAGGAGAAAGUGGGGAGUCAGGAGAAUCAGGAGAAAGUGGGGAGUCAGGAGAAUCAGGAGAAAGCGGAGAAGAAGAAGAUAGCGGAGAAUCUGAGGAUGGAAAUGUAUCCAAACGAAGUGAAAUUCCAACAGAGAAAAACGAUAUCUUCACCAGAUUAGCUAAAGCAGCAGAAUCAGAAAGUGACCAAAAUGAAGAAUCUGGUGAGAGUGGUGAAGACGAUGAAAGCGGAGAAUCUGGAGAGAGUGGAGACGAAGAACAAAGCGGUGAAUCUGGAGAAAGUGGUGACGAGGAAGUUAGUGGUGAAUCUGCUGACACAUCAGUUACAAAACGAAGUGAGAUACCAGCAGACAAAGCAGAAUCAGGCCAGUCUGGAGCAUCAGGUAACAAGGAUGGUGAAGAAUCUGGGGAAUCAGGUGAUGAAGAAGAUAGUGGCGAAUCCGGAGAAAGUGGAGAGUCAGGCGAAAGUGGAGAGUCAGGAGAGAGUGRAGAKUCAGRAGARAGUGGGGAAUCUGGAGAUUCAGCAGUUACAAAACGGGAUACCGACGUCGCAGAAGAAAAUGUGGACAAUGAAGAAGACGAAAGUGGAAGCGUGAAUGGUACCAAUGACUCUGAUAAAACAGAAACACCAAAGGAAUCAGACAAAAACUUAAAUAAACCUCAAGAAAGACUUAGCAGGAGAAGUAUUAUUCCAAGACCGGACAUUCAAUCAGAUUUGGCAGCAUUAAGUGAAGACAUGACGGAUUCAGCUCUUGGCCUCGAGACUGACGAUGAUGACUUUGAAGAUGAAGAAACACCUGAGAGCAUUGCAGGAAGUGCAGAACAAAAAGUUGCUGGAAAACAACGUGUUCAACUUAUCAGCGAUACUCUUGGUGAUAUUGGGCAGGCAGCACAUGCAGUGAACGUUGAGAGAAAGUCAGACAUUAUGCGAAGUUUACCAAAGCAAACUGAUUCCUCCAGUGGCGAUGCAAGUGGAUCAGGAGAUCUGGAAACUCCAAAUUCUAACAAAAUCACUACUGAAAACCGAGCAGCUACAAUAAAGAAUCUAUUCAACGCACUUGAUGACAAUGUGGAGACUGAAAAGACAACAGAAAAGUCAACGGAAAAUGCUGUUCAGCCUACAGUAAAAAGCCAAGACGCAGAAAGAAGGUCACAAACCGAAAAGACACCAAAACAGGAAAAGGAAUUGAAGAUGGAGGCAAUGCUUGACAAGGUUUUAACACAAGAUGAUAGUGCUUCAGAAGUAGCUUCGCCAUCAAGAUUAUUACAGGCUGAACAAAAUGAGAAAUCUGAGCUUUCAGAUAUUCUUCAAAAGUCCACUGGAAACAGCCAAUCGGCAGUCAAAAAAGAUGUGAAAGCCCUUGAAGAUUAUGCUGCCGCUCUCACAGAAGUAGGGGGACUGACAACAGAGCACCAUAAAGCCAUAUCAACUAAGCUGGCACUGGACAUCAUGGAUGAUUUGAAUGUCCCAGAUGCUCAAAGAAAUAAACUUCUAGAGAAAGAAACAAGGUUUAUCAAGGAUGCCGAGUUGGCCGUCGUAAGAAGUAAAAUCGCUCAAGUACGAGAACAAAUGAUAAAAUUUGCUGAGGAAAAUCCUGGAGAUAAAGAAAAAAUUCGAGCAGAGACAAUAAAGAGGCUGGACAAUAUUAUUGAUCGACUUCCUUUAUCAAAAUCAGUCAUUGAACAGGAGUUUAAACAAAUUAAAAGAUCAUCAUUUUUACAGAAAAUCAUCCAAUCAGCUUCACAAAAACAUGAAUUAAAACAGCGACUGCGAAGAGCCAUUGCUGAUUUAAUAACUGAAGAAGUCAUGAAAUGAACUGUUGAUGGAUGAGAAUACCGUGUGGAUCAAUGGUGUUUGUGUAGGGUGUAAAACUAACUGAACUCCAGAAGUUGGACAUUGACCUACAAACCCCUAGAAUACAAACAAGAAAUCAUGCGCAGUCCCAUGAAAUAUUAAGGUCAAUGAUUAUCCAUUAUCACUCCAAAUUAGUUGUGGAUAAAUUUUCAUGUACAGAAAAUAACAGUGUAUUAAAACAUUCCAUAAAAGUGCCAACAACCUUCAAUAAUUAGAGUUUUAAGGAAGUGUUGAGGCUGAUAACAUAAUGAAAUGUGCUUAACAGCAUUUAAUUUGGCAAUUUACCUCUUGAAAAGGAAGCAAGGUUGUUGACACUUUUAGACCACUACUGUAUAUACUAUAUAGGUUUGUUCCAUUUAUCAUCCUAUAUACAUAAAACUUUCAAAAACAGAACAAUAGUAGAAAUAAGCAACUUACAAUAGGUUAUAUUUAUUGGGCUUCCUGUGCAGGGAUUUGCCACAGGAAACCCAUUCAUCAAGGACAUAAUGUUUAUGUUCUGAUUACAAUAUUGGCGAUUGAUUAUUCCAUUGAUUAAGGCUGAUAAUUUAUGCUUGAUAUGCUGAUUAAUAUAUAUGUUAAUAAUAUUGCUACAUUAUAUGUAGACCUGUAUUUAGGUUGGUCAAUUCUUUUGACCCUCAUUUACAUUGGUGGAUUUUUUGACUGGAGCUACGUUAAGCUCUCACAAUAUUUUAGGAAAUGAAAAUAAAAGCAAAGAAAAAAACACUA